This is a messenger RNA of Miscanthus lutarioriparius, 960 nucleotides long. Lineage: Eukaryota; Viridiplantae; Streptophyta; Magnoliopsida; Poales; Poaceae. The record is from the annotation of a GenBank genome assembly.
AUGCCGAAGAGAGCAUUCAGAUACGUCGUGGUUGAUGCCUUCACGGAUGAGCCGUUCAAGGGCAACUCCGCGGCCGUCUGCCUCUUGGAGGACGACGCUGGCGCCGCAGGAGACCAUCUGGACGAGCUGUGGAUGCAGUCGGUGGCAGCAGAGUUCAACACCCCCAUCACCGCGUUCCUGGUCCGUUCCGGUUCCGCUGGUGCCGGUGCGGGUGCGGAUGCUGCAGGGGGUGGUGUUACGGCGUUGACUCCCCAGUUCCGUAUCCGCUGGUUCACUCCGGUUCGUGAGAGUGAACUUUGUGGGCAUGGGACGUUAGCUGCUGCACACUACCUAAUCUCAUCUGGCCAUGUUGAGUGUGACGCUAUAGAGUUUGUGGCAAAAUCUGGACGUCUAACAGCUAAGAAAGUUGUUGGAUCAAAGGAUGCAAGCAACUUAUAUUCUCCUGCACAGUAUACCUGCUCAACAAAGUUCUUUGUAGAAUUGGAUUUUCCUGUUAUCCCGGUGGUAAAAUUGAAUUCUGCAGAGGUGUUUUCACUUCCUGAUACUUUAAAUGGUGCUUCUGUCAUUAAUGAGCUGCAAGCCGUCUCUGCUUUUUCUGACCUCAUUGUGGAAGUUAGUUCAUGUGAUGAAGUUGAAAAUGUUUGUCCUAACAUUGCUGAACUAGUCCAGUACCCUGGAAGAGGUGUUGCCAUUACAGGUCCAGCUCGUGAGGGAUCUAGUUAUGAUUUUGUCACUCGUUUCUUCAGCCCAAAAUAUGGAAUAAAUGAGGACCCGGUCUGUGCUAGCGUACACUGCUCCUUGGCACCUUACUGGGGUCAGAAGCUGGGGAAACAUAACAUGACAGCUUUCAUGGCCUCUCCAAGGAGUGGAACACUAUGUCUGCAGUGGGAUGAGGAAACUCAGAGGGUCCGGAUCCGUGGAGAAGCUAUAACUGUCAUGGUUGGCACCCUUCAUGCCUAG